This is a messenger RNA of Dictyostelium discoideum AX4, 2103 nucleotides long. RefSeq lists its product as hypothetical. NCBI's taxonomy places the organism in Eukaryota, Evosea, Eumycetozoa, Dictyosteliales, Dictyosteliaceae. Gene Ontology annotation, molecular function: serine-type peptidase activity. Gene Ontology annotation, biological process: proteolysis. The transcript has 2 exons. The record is from RefSeq and is a predicted model, not a curated record. The coding region runs from base 1 to 2103 and encodes 700 amino acids.
AUGAGUGAUACAAGUAAUGAUCUAAACCUAAUUUCAAUUGAUUUGGUUGUUAAUAAUAAGGAUUCAAGGUACUUAGAAAGUUUUAAACCAUCAAAUAAUGAUUUCUCUUUAUUUUUUGAAAUAAUACCAGAGGAAGAAACAAGAUCAACUCUAAUUCAAAUUGAUAAUUUUGGUAAUAGAAUUGAUUUAAUACCAAAAAAGUUUAAUAUAAUAAGUUCAAUAAUUGAAUAUGGUGGUAAUUCAAUUACAAUAAUUAAUGAACCAAAAUCAAAUAAGGAUGAGGAAUUUUUAAUUUUAUUCUCAGAAUGUGAAACUCAAGAAUUAUAUUUAUUCCAUCCAUAUAAAGUGAAUGAUGAACCAAAGAAAUUAAUUUUUAAAAACAAAAACACCACAAAUUCCACUAAUAGUAAUAAAUUAAGAUUUUCAAGUGGUUCCGUUAAUAAAGAAAAUGAAAAGGUUAUUAUGGUUUGUGAAGAUCAUACAAAUGAAAAAGAAGUUUUACAUUAUUUAGUUGAAAUUAAUUUAAAAACCAAUGAAAUUGAAAUCAUUGAAAAAGGUCAUGACUUUUAUGCUUAUCCAACACUUUAUAAUGGUAAAGAUAAAUCAUCAUCAUCAUCAUCAUCAUCAUCAUCAUCAUCAUCAUCAUCAUCAUCAUUAUUAGCUUAUAUUUAUUGGAAUUUUCCAAAUAUGCCAUGGGAUAAUUCAAAUGUUUGUAUAAAAGAUUUAAAAACCAAUGAAAUUAUAAAUAUAAGUAAUGGUUAUGAAGAAUCAGUAUUGAAUCCAAUUUGGAAUGAAUUUGAUGAUUGUUUAUACUUUAUUUCAGAUUUAAAUGGUUAUUGGACCAUUCAUAAAUAUGAUUUAAAAUCAAAGAAAAGAAGUCAAGUAAUCUCAUCGGAAUUAAUUGAUUUUAAAGAAAUUGGUGAACCAAUGUGGUAUUUUGGUAGAAGUUAUUAUGGUUUCAUUACACCAAGCAAAUUAAUUGCAGCUUUAGCAGAUUAUGGUUUGGUAAUUUUCAAUAUUGAAACUAAUCAAGUUGAACAAAUCAUUAGAAAUCAAUUCUCUCAUGUUAAAUCAAUAGUUGCGUCACCAUCACUAUCAACUGCAUUAUUUAUUGGUGGUUCAUCAACUGUAAUGUUUUCACCAAUUAAAUUAAACUAUAAUAGUGAUUCAAAGAAAUGUGAAUUUAAACAACUUUUAAAUGUUAAAGGUGGUGAAUCAAUUACUGACUCAAUGAUUUCAAAACCAAUUGAAAUUGAAUUUAAUACAUCAAGUAAAUCUGAUAAUUUAAUUGAAAAAGCUUUUGCAUAUUAUUAUCCACCAACUUUUAAGAAAGAUUCUUCAACAACAACAACACCACCACCACCAUUAUUAGUUAAAUCACAUGGUGGACCAACAGAUAGAGCAUAUUCUGUAUUAAAUUAUGAAUAUCAAUAUUGGACUAGUAGAGGAUUUGCAAUUUUAGAUGUUAAUUAUAGAGGUUCGAGUGGAUUUGGUAAGAGAUAUAGAAAAUUGUUAAAUGGAAAUUGGGGUCUUUAUGAUAAUGCUGAUUUAGUAAAUGCAGCAUUACAUAUGGUUAAAAUGGGAUUAGCUGAUAAAGAUAAAAUGUUUAUUGAUGGUGGAAGUGCUGGUGGGUUUGCAACAUUAUGUAGUUUAACAUUUUAUGAUAUUUUCAAAGGUGGUUGUUCCUAUUAUGGUGUGGCAGAUUUAGAAACACUAUUCAAAGAAACUCAUAAAUUUGAAAGUAGAUAUCAAGAUACUUUAAUCACUGAAAUGAAACUUGAUGGACCAAAUGGAGAAUGGAAAAGAAUCUAUAAAGAUAGAUCACCAAUUAAUCAUUUAGACCUAUUGAAAUCACCAAUUGCUUUAUUUCAUGGUUUAGAGGAUCAUGUAGUUCCAUACAAUCAAUCAGUAUUAAUGUAUGAUCAUUUAAAAUCAAAAGGAAUUCCCUCAAUUUUAGAAUUAUUCCCUGGCGAAGGUCACGGUUUUCUGUCAAAAGAUAACAUCAUCAAAUGUUUAGAAUAUGAAUAUAUCUUUUUUUGUAAAUUAUUAAAUCAAUUACCAAUUGGUAUAAAAUAUAAUAAUAACAAUACAAUUUUAUCUUAA